UCACUCUAAUUGCUCUUUCCUGAAGGAGAGCGAGUCUUACGAGAGGCACAGCAGAGUGAGACAGCUGACUGGAAACGGUGUGCAGGAGCAUCUGAGCGUUUCACAUCUGGACACAAGCAGGAAAAUGACUAUUCAACCCACGACUUUCCAAAACGUCAGUAUGGCAGUGUUGGAUGGACUCCACAACAGCACCAACAGCAGCGGUUGUCCAGACACAGAAGCCUGGAAUUGGGUCUACGCCCACGAGCCGGCUUACAUCGCCAUCAUCUGUGCUUUGGGAAUUCUGCUUAAUCUAUUUGUCCUGAUCGUUUUCUGCUUCCACAACAAGCCCUGCACGGUGGCAGAGAUCUUCCUGGGCAACCUGGCAGCUGCCGAUCUGAUCCUGGUUUGCUGUUUGCCGUUCUGGGCCGUCAACAUUGCCAAUAAUUUCAAUUGGCCUUUUGGCCAAUUCAUGUGCAAGGCUGUGAAUGUGGGCAUUAAGAUGAACGUCUACUGCAGUACAUACUUCCUUGUUUUGGUUAGCAUAGAUCGCUACAUAGCACUGGUGCAUGGUUUGUCUCAUGGAAGAAUGCGUAGGCCGAAGUAUGCAAAACUAAGCUGUGUGAUGACAUGGGGCUUUGGCUUGCUCCUGAGCAUACCUGCAUUUAUUUUCCGGGAGGUGGAAUACUUUCCACAGUAUGGAGUUCAUGCAUGUUAUCUAGCCUACCCAAGCCGAACCAUGGAGCUUUGUUAUAACGGUGCACUCAUCUUCCUUAGCUUCAUGCUUCCCAUUUCAAUCAUUUCUUUCUGCACCUGGAAAAUUAUUCGUGCUUUGAAAAACCAAGCAAUAGACAGGUUCAAUGCUGAGAAAACAGAGCAGAAAGCAACCAUCUUGGUGCUGGUUGUCCUCCUGGUCUUCCUCUUCUGUUGGAUUCCAUUUCAUUUGGUCACCAUGUUGGAUCUCCUCUUUAAAGCUCAAGUCCUCACAGGUUGUGCUCUGGAAUCAGCCUUGGAUAUCUGCAACCAGUUCUUCACCUACCUGGGCUUUUUCAACAGCGUCCUGAACCCCAUCCUUUAUGUUGUUGUUGGGAAAAACUUCAGGAAAAAAGUGCAGGAAUUGUUAAAGCAGUGGGGCAGCAGAAGAAGGAUGAACUUUGAGUCCACGCGGUCAAACAUGUCUUCUACGCUCAAGACUUUGGUCUAGAAUACACCCAACCAUCUUACAGACUUUUAAAAGGACAAUUAGGAUAUUACUUUUGUUUUUUCUGUAAAUAUCUCCUUUGUGAUCCAAAUGCUAAGCUCAUACUGAGAAUCUAGAGUCUUUUGGAUUCUGUUUAUGUGAUGUGUAAGUAUUAUUUUAAAGGGGCCAUACCUUGCUUCUCUUAAGUCUUUCAGGGUAAACUAUAUCCGUAUAUAUGAUCAUACAUGGGGCUGCAUGGUGGCGCAGUGGUUAGCGCUCUUGCCUCACAGCGAGAAGGCCCCGGUUCGACUCCCGGCUGGGACCUUUCUGUGUGGAGUUUGCAUGUU
Messenger RNA from Oryzias melastigma (Indian medaka), 1506 nucleotides. RefSeq names its product B2 bradykinin receptor. Lineage: Eukaryota; Metazoa; Chordata; Actinopteri; Beloniformes; Adrianichthyidae. The coding region runs from base 125 to 1183 and encodes 352 amino acids. Gene Ontology annotation, biological process: smooth muscle contraction; immune response; G protein-coupled receptor signaling pathway. Gene Ontology annotation, molecular function: bradykinin receptor activity. The record is from RefSeq and is a predicted model, not a curated record. Gene Ontology annotation, cellular component: membrane. The transcript has 2 exons.